AGACUGAUUUUAGUGGGCAUGUGGAAUAGGUUGCUGAAACGCUGCCAGAGGAGGUGCUCGGCAAGAUGAGUGCACCACCAAAGAGCGAUGUACCAAUCAUUACAGCCCAAGAACUUGCUGAGGCUGACGGGUUUGUUUUUGGCUUCCCAACAAGAUUUGGUAUGAUGGCUGCUCAAUUUAAGGCAUUUAUGGAUGCAACUGGUGGUCUCUGGAGAACCCAACAACUUGCAGGAAAACCUGCCGGGAUCUUCUAUAGCACCGGGUCACAAGGUGGUGGACAAGAGACUACAGCGUUGACCGCAAUCACUCAGCUUGUUCACCAUGGGAUGAUAUUCGUUCCCAUCGGAUACACAUUUGGCGCAGGUAUGUUCGAGAUGGAGAAGAUCAAGGGUGGAAGUCCCUAUGGUGCUGGAACUUAUGCUGGGGAUGGCUCGAGACAGCCAACUGAGCUGGAAUUGGAGCAAGCUUUCCACCAGGGGAAGUACAUUGCCAACAUCACAAAAAAGCUCAAGGGAAGUGCUUAAAUUUGGAUUAUAUACCAAUUACCAUAAACACAUUUACAUUACAUGGCCUUUCUUCCAUUCUUUUCACAUUUAGAAUUUGUAUUUCCUAUAUCUCUUAAGGUUUGCAAACAAUAAUUCCCGCUUUUUUUCGUAUAUGAUUUGUACGCGUGUUAUACAUACAGUUGUUUUUUCUCAAUGGUAAAGUUGUUUCAGGUUGCUUUGUAUUCGUAAUUUAAGACGAAAUAUUAUUAUUAGUGUGAGGAAUUGCAAAUGUCUUUUGUUUA
Molecule: messenger RNA, 787 nt
Organism: Pistacia vera
Lineage: Eukaryota; Viridiplantae; Streptophyta; Magnoliopsida; Sapindales; Anacardiaceae
Product: probable NAD(P)H dehydrogenase (quinone) FQR1-like 1
Exons: 2
Coding region: 66-524 (152 amino acids)
Molecular function (GO): NAD(P)H dehydrogenase (quinone) activity; FMN binding
Source: RefSeq, a predicted model, not a curated record